CAAAAUCAAGUUCCAAACUUCUUUCUCUUACGAUGAAGCUCUUAUGGAAAACUCACAUGAGGCUACAAGUGAUUAAACUAGUCUUUGCUCUCUUUGUGGUGACACUUCUGUGUCUAGCUGAGAGUAAAAAAGCUAAAAUUGUGACUGCUUCAUUUGAGUACAAUGGUAUAAAUUGUAGAGCACACAGUGCUUCUUCGACGGAUUUCGGCGGUGUUGGAGACGGAGUUACAUCGAGCACAAAGGCUUUUCAGUCUGCAAUUAGUAAUCUGAGUCAGUAUGGUUCCGAAGGUGGUUCUCAGCUCUUUGUUCCUGCCGGAAAAUGGCUCACUGGUAGUUUUAGUCUUACUAGUCACUUUACUCUCUAUUUGGAUAAAGAUGCUGUUCUUCUUGCUUCUCAGGAUAUAACUGAGUGGCCUGUGAUUGAACCAUUACCAUCAUACGGUAGAGGAAGAGAUGCACCAGCAGGAAGAUUCACAAGCCUCAUAUUCGGAACUAACCUCACCGAUGUUUUUGUCACAGGCUUGAGAAAGAAUCCGGGUUUUAUUUCAAUAUGAAAUACUUUGAGGAAAAAGUGCAGGCCGGUGAAUGGGAUGAAGUUGAGAAGUAUUUAUCAGGGUUUACCAAAGUGGAUGAUAAUAGAUACUCCAUGAAAAUAUUCUUUGAAAUCAGGAAGCAGAAAUAUUUGGAAGCACUUGAUAGGCAAGACAAGGCAAAGGCUGUUGAGAUAUUAGUGGGUGAUUUAAAAGUAUUCGCCACCUUCAAUGAAGAACUAUACAAAGAAAUAACCCAACUGUUAACUCUAACUAAUUUCAGGGAGAAUGAGCAGCUGUCCAAGUAUGGUGACACCAAAACUGCUCGAGGGAUUAUGCUGUUAGAGCUAAAAAGCUCAUGGAGGCAAAUCCUCUGUUCCGUGAUAAGCUUAUCUUUCCUGCAUUGAAGUCGUCAAGAUUGCGGACAUUAAUCAAUCAAAGUUUGAACCGGCAGCACCAGCUUUGCAAAAAAAACCCAAGGCCAAACCCAGAUAUAAAAACUUUAUUUAUCGAUCACUCAUGUUCACCUUCCAAUGGUCCUCUGGCACCAACACCUGUCAAUCUUCCAGUUUCUGCUGUUGCAAAGCCUGCUGCUUAUACUUCCCUUGGAGUGGGAGCUCAUGGUCCCUUUCCACCUGCCGCAGCAACUACUAAUGCUAAUGCUUUGGCUGGUUGGCCAAUGCCUCAGUUUCGUCAUCUGUCCAAGCAGCUGUUGUCACCGCAUCAACCAUACCU
Messenger RNA from Lathyrus oleraceus (garden pea), 1265 nucleotides. RefSeq names its product probable polygalacturonase. The record is from RefSeq and is a predicted model, not a curated record. NCBI's taxonomy places the organism in Eukaryota, Viridiplantae, Streptophyta, Magnoliopsida, Fabales, Fabaceae. The transcript has a single exon. Bases 33 to 554 code for a protein of 173 amino acids.